Molecule: messenger RNA, 833 nt
Organism: Lethenteron reissneri (Far Eastern brook lamprey)
Lineage: Eukaryota; Metazoa; Chordata; Hyperoartia; Petromyzontiformes; Petromyzontidae
Product: HSPB1-associated protein 1-like
Source: RefSeq, a predicted model, not a curated record
GAGUCGGACCACGAGGCUCGCCUGCAGGAGGCCCUGGCGCGGAUCGUCGUCUGCGCCGUCAAGACCCAGCCUCACCCCGACAACCUGGCCCGCUGGCUCAACCCCUCCGAGAUCAACCCCGCUCGCUGGCUCAACCCCUCCGAGGAUGACGACGUCAGCUACGAGACGAACCUCCGCUACCUCAACGCGGCUCUCCGAGCUCUGCCCGGCUCCUCGCGGUCGGAAGCCUUCCACCAGCACCAGGGCGGCUCCCGCCCAGCGAAGAAGCGCAAGGCCGACGAGUCGGCGCUCGGCAGCUGCUGCAGCUGCAGCUGCCACGGCGAUCGCCGCAGCCAGACUACGGGGGGCGAAUCUCCGUCGGAAGAUCACGAGGGGGGCGGCGCUCCCAGCAUGCCGUGCGGCGCUUUCCUCGUCCCGUCGGAUCCCGGUUCCGACUCCCCGACCUCCGACGAGGAGGAACCCGCGGCGCGCGAGAGCCAGGGGGUCGUUGCCGAGGGUGCCGGCGAGGACGUUGCCGUGGAUACGGACACGCUGUUGGAGUGCGUCGCUCACCCGGACGUGGUGAGGGAGAUCGCGAGGCUGCUGAGGCAGCGGCUCAACGUGUAGGCGGCUCGCUUGUGAGUUUAAAUUGCGAGGAAAAGAGAACGGAGCACGAGGCGUGCGGGGAGCAACGCACACACGGCGGGGGUUGUCAACUUAAUCCGGGUGUCGCAUCUGAGCGGUCGUCCGUGUGACUCGAUCGCCCGCCCGCACGCGACUGCUUUGUCCGCGUCUCGGCGGGCAGUUGUGUGGCUAAAGCGCGACUCGCACCCUCUCUACGGCAGCUGAGCCAG